Hydra vulgaris (swiftwater hydra) is the source of this 2374-nucleotide messenger RNA. RefSeq lists its product as uncharacterized. NCBI's taxonomy places the organism in Eukaryota, Metazoa, Cnidaria, Hydrozoa, Anthoathecata, Hydridae. The record is from RefSeq and is a predicted model, not a curated record.
UUUUAAGGAUAUCCGUAAUACUCUGUUGGACAUCGAAAAGUCGGAUUUGGUUAAAGAAAUUGAUCGUCUCGCAAAAACAUCAGAAAAAGACAACUCGAACUUAACUGGAGAGUUAGUAAGAGACAAUGCUCUGUUAUGUGUAAAGUUAGAAAGAGACAAUGCAGUUCAUAAGCGGCCAAUCAUGGAAAUUCGAGAGGAAAUAAAAAAUUUUUUUAAAAUAAGAAUGGACGCAAAUAUAAGUUUUAAUGCAAAUGAUAAAACAAUAGAUAUAGGAGUUGCUGUUUUGCAAAAUGUAAUAAAUAUAAUUACAAAAGGACCAAGUUUCAAAACAGAUGAAGACUUUUUGAAAAUGUUAAGAAGUUCAUAUGAAACUAUAGGAGAUAUUUACACCUCUAACUUCAAAUCAAAAUUUCAGGGAAAUAAUUACGGAAACAAAACCCAAGAAAAAUAUUGUAUAGCAAUCGAUCCAUACGAAAAAUGUUUCGAGUAUAAUCGUUACUUGUGUAUUCAUUUUGGUUAUAACUAUGAAAACAUUUUAAAUAAAUUACUAGAAAAACUAGAUAAACCUGCUAAUUAUGGCUAUAAUGUCUCAGUGAGAGACGCUUCAAAGUAUGAAAGGUAUAAUAACCAGAAUAAAUCUGGAAAUUUAUAUGAAAAAGGAAAAAGUUGUCUGCAAGAUAAAGAUUUUGGAAAUGCUUUUUUUUUUUGGAAAAGAAAUAAGUCAGCCUUGUUGUUUAGAUACUCAAGGUAGUUCAUAUAUACAAGUUGCAAUGAUAUUACAAUAUUACCACGAUAAAACAAAGCAAACUUUUUACAAAUCAAUAGAGUAUUACAAUUAUGCUAUUGCUAUUUUUUCAAACAGAGAUGAAAUUAAUUGCGCUGGUGACCUAAUAGACUGUUUCUUUCAUUUAUACAGAUUACAAUCUAGCCCAGAAACUUUCAAGUUUGAUUCAAGUUGGGCUAAUGAAAACAAGUUUAAAGAAAUAUUUGAUUUAAAAGAACAAUAUAUAAAUGAUAAAGCUGAUCGUCUUUAUAUACAAGCUAAAUUAUAUGCGUGUAAACGGUUCUCUUGGAUGAAUGACAAAAAAGAAAAUCUAGAUCCUGAAAAAGUUUUAGAGUAUUGCAGAAGAGCAUUACAAGCUAGUGAUAAAUCCGUUACUAUCAAAACAAAAAUAAAUUUUCUCAUGGCGUACACGUACAGCUCUCUGAUGGUCGAGAAAGACUUAAACUGCUAUCAUAAUGCCAUUGCUUGUUGCCAGGAUGCACUUAAGACAUACUUAAACAACAGUAACCAAGAGUAUGCAGAACGUGUUGUUACUAAGUCUAUAACGUUAGCAUACUUACCUGAAACUAAAGGAUUUCAAAAUAUUUCUACAGAUGACACUAAGCCUCUGAGAGAUCUUUUAGAAGAGAUUUACAAUUCAAACAACUAUAAAAUUAAUAGUUUUAAAGAAAUGUGGAAAUCAUACAACUGCCUAAACAUCCAAGAUAAUCAUAUAUGUGACUACUUUUUAUUAGAAAGGCAAAGUAGUCUAUUUAGAGAUAUGAUAAACGACAAAAGUAUAGCAAACAGCAAAGAGUACAAAAAUAGUAUUGAGGAAGAAAAGGAAAUUUUUAAUACAACAAAAACGAGGCUUACGCAUAUUGAGAAGAUUCCGCAUUUGUAUUGGUAUUAUUACGCGUUUCAUAAAACAUUGAGCGACUGUUAUCAAACUGCCGUUUUAGUGAAAAGUGAAAAGGUUGUUUUAAACAAAAGUACUGUAAGCAGUAUGGUAGCAUCGCUUAUACUUGGGAUUGUUCCUUUUAUCCCUAAACUUGUAGAGGAAAGCAUAACCAAAGUUUUGGAAUUUUUGGAGUCCGUAGAAAUGAUUCAGGCUGCAAUUAAUACAACUAUACUUGCCGUUAGCCAAAAUCAGUUCGAUAAUAUGGUUAUGGAUAUUAUUGUAAGCAUAAUUUUUGAAAAUCAAGAUUUAAUUUUAGCAAAAAAAUCUCAAAAAAAAGUCGCAAUGAUGUGGUACAAUGAAUUCAUCACCUUUUGUAAAAAAGUUUCCAAUAAAUUUGAUAAAAAAAUAUACGGUAAUGAAUAUCCAGAAGACGCAAUUCAUAAAGAAGUUUGGGAAAUGAUGUCACUGAUGCUGCUCAUGAUGUGACUGAUGCAGUUGUUUUGUUUGAAUCAAAUGAACCAGAAAAAAAGAAGUGUUGUUGCUGUUGUUGUUGCUGUAAACACUGUUAUUGUUGUACGCUGAUGUAAACAAUGUUUUGGUUUGAAAAAAGAAAGUACUCUAAUGUAAACUCUGGUUGUGACUGUUUAUACUAAUAAUUUUACACUAUGACAUUAAUAGUUAAUAGUAAUGAUUUCAAUUUAAUUGUUUAG